This is a messenger RNA of Phalaenopsis equestris, 2801 nucleotides long. Its product is annotated as probable disease resistance protein At4g33300. The record is from RefSeq and is a predicted model, not a curated record. Gene Ontology annotation, biological process: defense response to fungus. Lineage: Eukaryota; Viridiplantae; Streptophyta; Magnoliopsida; Asparagales; Orchidaceae. The coding region runs from base 81 to 2540 and encodes 819 amino acids. The transcript has 5 exons. Gene Ontology annotation, molecular function: ADP binding.
UUCUCUCAUUUUCGCUCUGUUCCAACUAGCAACUCCACUUCCUUCUCUGCCCGGCAAAGAACGCCUUCUCGCCGCCGGCGAUGGAUACCUUCGUCGCCGGCGAAAUUGCCACCGAACUCGUGAAGGAACUCAUCGAAGUAGUUCGCCGCGUCUACCUGUGCCGUCAAAGCGCCGAACAACUCCGCCGCUCCGUCGAAUCCCUCCUCCCCAUCAUCACGGAGAUCCGCUUCUCCGGCGUCGAACACUCCCAACCCAUCCAAAAGCAAAUCUCGGAUCUCCUCCAACUACUCCACCUCGGCCUCGAUCUCGCUCGCAAAGUUGCAGCAUCCAGCCGCUUCAACGUUUACCGCAGCCUUCAACUUGCCCGCAAAAUGGAUAAGGUGGAGAGGGAGAUUAACCGUUGGAUUCAGAGGCAGAUUCCGGUGCAUAUACUCGCCGAUGUUCAUCACAUGAGGGUUGAAUCGUCUGUGAGAUUUGAUCGGUUGGAAAGGAAGGUGGAAGACGCGGUGGCAGUGGGGGUCGGGGAAGGAAGAAUUAGGGUUUUGGAGAUGAUCGAUGGGUUAGGGUUUGUGGGAGAGAGGGAAGGUGACGUGGUGGGGGUCGGAGUGAGGGUCGGCAGGGAAAAGGUUAAAGAUAUGUUGAUGAAUGCGGGUGGAGGAGAAGUUGUGGGAAUUUGUGGGAUUGGAGGGAGUGGGAAGACGACAAUGGCGAGAGAGAUAUGUAAAGAUACUCAGAUUCGAAAUUAUUUUGGCGAGAGAAUUUUCUUUGAGACAGUCUCACAGUUCCCAAAUUUAGAGACUUUGAAACUGAAACUUUGGGAGCAGAUUGGUGGAAGUAUGGUUCUUGGUCUGUACAAACAGAUACCUCAAUGGCAGAUGGAUUUGAAACCAAGAUUUAAGCAGCCAACUCUUGUCGUGUUAGAUGAUGUGUGGUCACAAACCGAGCUCGAAGAACUGGUUUUUCGAGCACCUGGUUGCAAGACCCUUGUGGUGUCGAGGGUCAAGUUCCCUACAAUCAUCAGCAGCACAUAUGAAUUGGAGUUACUUUCAGAAGAUGAAUCUCUCUCCCUUUUCUGCAGCUCAGCUUUUGGUCAGGAUUCAAUUCCACCCACUGCUGAUAAGAAUCUGGUGAAGCAGGUGGUGGCUGAAUGCAAAGGGCUUCCUUUGGCUCUUAAAGUGAUUGGAGCUUCUUUGAGAGAUCAGCCUCCAAAGAUCUGGGUGAGUGCGAAGAACAGACUCUCCAGGGGAGAAACUAUAUCAGAAUCUCAUGAGAUAAAGCUUCUGGAAAGAAUGGCUACGAGCAUUGAAUGCUUAUCAGGAAAGGUUAAGGAUUGUUUUCUGGAUUUGGGAUCAUUUCCUGAAGAUAAAAAGAUCCCUUUGGAUGUUCUGAUCAAUUUAUGGAUGGAUUUACAUGAUCUCUAUGAGGAAGAUGCCUUCGCUAUACUCGUUGAACUUUCGAACAGGAGUCUUCUUACUCUGGUGAAGGAUACACAGAACAGGGCAGGAGAUAUAUAUAGCAGUUACUGUGAGCUCUCCAUUACCCAGCAUGAUAUUUUGAGAGAUUUGGCGCUUUAUAUGAACAAUCGUGAGCCUUUGAAGAGCCGAAGGAGAUUGAUCAUGCCGAAAAGAGAAGCUAGACUCCCAAAGGAUUGGGAGAGGAAUCAUGAUCAGCCAUUUGAAGCGCAAAUUGUUUCAAUCCAUACAGGUGAAAUGAGAGAAUCUGACUGGCCACCCAUAAAAUGCCCCAAGGCUGAGGUUCUCAUGAUAAACCUUGCAGCAGAAGCCUAUUUCCUGCCUCCCUUUGUAAACACCAUGCCAAACCUCAAGUCACUGAUUCUGAUCAACUACGGCUCAUCGAGCGUCGUCCUCGGAAACAUAUUCACCUUCACCUCAUUAAACAAUUUGCAGAGCCUCUGGUUCGAGAAGAUAACUGUUCCGCCUUUACCCCGCACUACUAUCCCUCUACAGAACCUAAGGAAGAUCUCCCUUGUCCUCUGUGAUCUCAGAAACAUUCUCAAAAAAGACUCCAAAACUGACCUCAGAACCAUUUUUCCCAAUCUCUCUCAUGUCUCAAUAGAUCACUCCAUGGAUCUUCCUGAGCUCCCCUCCACUAUCUGUGAUAUGAGGUCUCUUGAGAACAUGAGCAUUUCAAACUGCCAUGACUUGCAGGAACUUCCGGCCGAAAUCGGAAGACUGGAAUCCCUUCAAAUCCUGAGGGUUUAUGCAUGCCCUGCAUUGAAGAAGCUUCCUGAGUCCAUCUGCAGGCUGAAGAACUUGAAGUAUUUGGAUAUCUCUCAGUGUGUUAACCUUAAAGACCUUCCAGAUGAGUUUGGGAACUUGAGUGGCUUGGAGAAGAUUGACAUGAGGGAAUGCUUGCAGUUGAGGAAGAUACCGAGGUCGUUUGUGCUGCGGAAUUCAUCACUUCAUGUGGUGUGUGAUGAGGACAUGGCGUUGCUGUGGAAGGAGAGGGGAAGAGAGCUGCCGGAGCUGAAGGUUCAGGUGGUUGAAGAAUGCUUCAAUUUGGAUUGGCUUGUGGAGUGAGGUUUGGAUGUUGUGUUUGUCUGUGUGUUGGUGUAUGUAUAUGUGUUGUUAUGGUAUGUUAGUCUGAUGGAGAGUUGUUAACAUUUGUUCUAAUGGAGAGUAUAGGCGAAGGAUUCAAAAUGCUUUGCUUUUGAAGAGCAAGGAAAAGGGGAAUCAAUUGCAUGGACAUGAGAGAAUUUUUAUCAAAGCAUUUGAUAGGUAAUGCAUAGGAGGUUGUUUUAUAAUUAGUUGAGAGUUAAAAUUGGUGAAUAACUUCUAUCA